This is a messenger RNA of Lecanosticta acicola, 1094 nucleotides long. Lineage: Eukaryota; Fungi; Ascomycota; Dothideomycetes; Mycosphaerellales; Mycosphaerellaceae. The record is from the annotation of a GenBank genome assembly.
AUGGUCGCCCUCGAAGCCCCGACGCCUCCCCUGCCCAACAAUGGCACGCAUCGUUCCUGCUGGUUCGACGGCAACGGCCAUCGCGUCUGCGCCGAUUGGGCGAAGCAGGCACAUAACCUGACGGAGAUUCAUCGUGAGGGAGGUUCGUCUCCCCCAUACACAUUACCCAUUACACCCAGUGAGCUGAUUUGUUCUCUCUCUCUCUCUCAUAUGAAAUAGGUGUGGCGGACCUGCACCACGAACACUCCCAGAAUACCACGGGGAAUAUCCACGGCGUGACGUUCCAGCCUCCUACUACCUCUGGUGGACCAUCGUCGCAGCAGCAGCCGCCCGCGGCGAGUUUCGAACAGCAUGCCUCGCAGGCUUCGGCGGGGUUUCGGGAUGCGCAUGAGGAUGCGGAGGAGAGUGCGGAUCAUGUGGAAAGUUCGGGGGUUGGGGAUCAGUCGUGGAAGUUCAACAGUACCGGCAGCGGUAGUCCUGCCAAGAAUAAUAAUGAUGAUGAUGAAGCAGGGGGGAAGAAGAAAGAGGAAGAUUUCUGGAAGGAGAAUGGAUUCCACCACCUGUCGGACGAGAAGACGGAUCGGAUCCAGGGGACGACGGAUACGAGCCAGGUGGAUUCGGAGCAUGGGGCGUUCUCGGCGGAGUAUGCGAAUGGAGGCGGGGAGGAGGGCAAGUUUGUGGGCACGCAUGACGGGGAGCAUCAGAUGGAAGAGCACGUGGACGCCAAGGGGGUGGAUGGGCCGGUGUAUGAUUUGCAGGAGGAGAGUUCGGAGGAGACGGUGGCGAGUGGGAGUUUCGAUACGUGGGGUGGGCUGGAGGAGGUGACGAAGGAUUGGGGGGAGAGGAUGGAAGGGGCGAGUCCGGCGCCUUUGAUGGGGAUGCGGAUGGGGGGGUGGAAGAGGGGGGUGGAGGGGGUGGAGGGGGAGGUGCAUAAGGGGUGUGCGGCUCUGAUGGUUCUGUUUGUGUUGGUGGUUGUGGUCGGGGUUACGGUGGGGAGUGUGAGGAAGGGGAGGGUUGGGCGGGAGGCGAAGAGGGAGAGGGGGAGGGAGAGGGAGGUGCUCUUGGAGGGGGGAGAGAAGGGGGUUGAAGCGUAG